Molecule: messenger RNA, 1565 nt
Organism: Loa loa (African eye worm)
Lineage: Eukaryota; Metazoa; Nematoda; Chromadorea; Rhabditida; Onchocercidae
Product: adenosine 3'-phospho 5'-phosphosulfate transporter 1 PAPS
Exons: 9
Coding region: 251-1471 (406 amino acids)
Biological process (GO): transmembrane transport
Cellular component (GO): endoplasmic reticulum membrane; Golgi membrane
Molecular function (GO): 3'-phosphoadenosine 5'-phosphosulfate transmembrane transporter activity
Source: RefSeq, a predicted model, not a curated record
UUUUAGGAUUGGAAAUUUAGAGUUACCUGAUAUUUGGAAUUAGAACUUGAGUGAAUUCUUCCCACUCAAUGAGAAGAUUGCCAGCUUCCUGAUUCUUAUUUCAAUUACAACAUAGAAUGUGAAAAAUGAUUGGUAUGCAGAGAGCAGAUGAAUAUUGGUUGUUUCAUUUUGUUCAGUUCUUUGGUGAUUCCGUGAAGAUAAUGAAUGAAGAAAAUGUCCCGAACCUGUGAGGAUCGUCUGUCAUUUCGCUAUGAUUACAUUCUACUUGAACGACUUUUGGCUUAUGCGAUUUUUCUCUAUUCUUUUGAGCUAUGGAACUGUCUCGAUUCCUGUAGUUCUCUUGGUUUUUUAUGUUCGUCGAAGAGCUGCCGAAGAUGGGUUCCGGCCUGCAACAGUGUUUCAUUCAUUCCUACGCAGUUUUGCGCUUGGAAAACCUGAGUAUAGUUUGGUGAUUUCUGACUCGAUAAAAUUGACCUCAAUCGUUUCGCGGAAAAAAAAUCUCCGCGGUGACUCUCUCUAUCUUAUUUUAUGUUUUUCAAGUCUUCAGAUCACUCUUAUUUUAAUGGGUUAUAUCCAAGAGCGGAUUAUGACGCAGACUUACUUAUCAACGGUGGAUCAUCAGCUAAACAAGUUUGAAAAUACUCAGUUCCUUGUUUUCAUGAAUCGCGUUUUUGCCAUUAUUCUAUGCACAGCUUAUUUGAUCGUAAAUUGGAAAAGAGAACCUCCUCACGUUCCGCCGUUUUAUAAACAUUCUUUUACAUCCUUUUCCAAUACGCUUUCAUCAUGGUGCCAGUACGAGGCAUUGAAAUUCGUUUCAUUCCCAACUCAGACAGUCUGCAAAGCAUCAAAAGUGCUAUCAACGAUGUUGAUGGGCUUCAUUAUCAGAGGUGAACGUUAUGGAUUUAGCGAGUGCGCUUGUACUGUUAUGCUUGCGUUUGGAGCUUCAUUGUUUCUUUUGUCAAACAGCUCUAAGGAAUUUGGAUCUAACACAGUUUCGUCUUCCGAUUGGGUGACUACUGUUUCUGGGAUUGGCUUGAUGUCUGGUUAUCUUUUAUUUGAUGCUUUCACAUUGAAUUGGCAAAAGAAACUCUUCGAUGUUCGGCCGCGAGUUUCCAGAUACCAGAUGAUGUUUGGUGUAAAUAUGUUCAGCAUGAUUUUAUGCUUUGUAACACUUAUCGAAGAAGGAACGUUUCUAUCACCAUUCCGUUUUCUAGCAACUCAUGAAGGAUUUGGCCGAGAUAUAUUUUUCUUGUCUUUAUCAGGCGCUUUAGGACAGAUUGUAAUUUAUAUAACCAUUGAACGAUUUGGGCCUAUGAUAUUUGCUGUGAUGAUGACGCUGCGGCAGAUACUUUCCAUAUUACUUUCAGCGGUGGCCUAUGAUCAUCCGAUGUCUGCUUGGUCUACGUUUGGCUUGUUAAUAACAUUUACUGCUGUUUUUGGCACUAUUUACAUUCGCCAUCAUCAGACUUGAAAGAUAUCAAAUUUUGCAUUGCAGUUCGGAAGUUGAAGUCUACAACGUUUUAGCUCUUUUUGUUUUGAAUAUAAAAUUUUUGAAUUGGUUCUCC